Messenger RNA from Myripristis murdjan (pinecone soldierfish), 5608 nucleotides. RefSeq names its product laminin, beta 4 (gene lamb4). NCBI's taxonomy places the organism in Eukaryota, Metazoa, Chordata, Actinopteri, Holocentriformes, Holocentridae. Gene Ontology annotation, biological process: animal organ morphogenesis; tissue development; substrate adhesion-dependent cell spreading. The record is from RefSeq and is a predicted model, not a curated record. Gene Ontology annotation, cellular component: laminin trimer.
CUACAUGCUGACUUGCUGAGGCGUUUUUCUCCCGCUGCAGCGACGGCUGGCAGAUGAAGCAGAACGUCGUGAUCCUCGGCAGAACGUGAGCUGACUGCUGGCCAAGGGGAGAUGCUGCUUGUCUUGCUGUUGUCAGGUGUGCUGCCCGCCGCCCGGGCGCAGCAGGAGUGUGAUGGCGGCGCCUGUAACCCACCACUCGGCGACCUGAUGGUGGGCCGCGCCGCCCAGCUGUCGGCCUCCUCCACCUGCGGCCUGGACGGCCCCCAGAACUACUGCAUUCUGGGAUACCUGGAGGAGGAACAGAAGUGCUUCACCUGUGACUCGCGGCUGCCGUAUGAUCGCCAUAGCAACCCGGACAGCCACCGCAUCGCCAACGCCAUCAGCACCUUCCACCCUGAGCACAAGAUGAGGUGGUGGCAGUCCGAGAACGGGGUCCAUGAAGUCAGUAUCCAGUUGGAUCUGGAGACGUUGUUCCAGUUCAGCCAUCUCGUCCUCACCUUCAAGAGCUUCCGGCCAGCAGCCAUGUUGGUGGAACGGUCGCAGGACUUUGGUCGGACCUGGAAGAUCUUCAGAUACUUUGCAGAGGAUUGUGCCGCUCAUUUUCCCCGAGUGUCUGAGCUGCCGGCCGCUCGCCUGGACGACGUCGUCUGCGACAGCCGCUACUCCAGCUCUGAGCCCUCCACUGAUGGAGAGGUGGUGCUGAAGGCUCUGGAUCCAACAUUUGAAAUCGAGAACCCGUACUCGCCACAGAUCCAAGAGCUCAUCACCAUGACCAACAUCCGGGUGAACUUCACCCGCCUCUUCACGCUGGGCGACACUCUGCUGGGGCGCCGGCGCAGGAACCCACAGGAGAAGUAUUACUACGCCCUGUAUGGCAUGAUGGUGCGUGGCAGCUGCUUCUGUAACGGCCACGCCAGCCAGUGCAUGCCCGUGGAUGGGGGGCGGGGCGACGUCUUCAGCGAGCCCGGCAUGGUCCACGGCCGCUGCGUCUGCCAGCACAACACCGCCGGCGAGAACUGUGAGAGAUGUCAGGACUUCCACCACGACUCCCCCUGGAGGCCCGGAGGAGAACAUGGCGCCACCAUCUGCAGAAGGUGUGACUGUCACGGCCACUCGGACUCCUGCCAUUUUGACGCCGCCCGCUUUGAGGCGACGGGCGGCGUGAGCGGAGGGGUGUGUGACGACUGCCGACACCAGCGGGUCGGGCCUCAGUGUGAGCAGUGCCGGCCUUACCUGUACCAGGACCCGCAGAGGGCACCGCAGGACCCGCACGGCUGCAUCCCCUGCGACUGUGACCCGGCCGGUUCCAGUGGUACCGGCCUGUGCGACCCGGUGACGGGACGGUGUGUUUGCAAGGAGAACGUGGACGGCCAGCGCUGCGAUCGGUGUAAACACGGUUUCUUCGGCCUCAUGCAGGACGACCCAUCCGGCUGCCAGAGGUGCAGGUGUGACCCACUGGGCAGUGUAGAGACUCCUGAUGCGUGCGACCAGGUGACAGGAAGGUGUGUGUGUGAGCGCCUGGCCACCGGGCCGCUGUGUGACCAGUGUGUUGCAGGGUUCUGGGGUCUGGGCGACUCGGGCCGCAGGUGUUCGCCGUGCGACUGCGACGCCGGAGGAGCUCAGAGCGCCGAGUGUUCCCCAGAGGACGGCCAGUGCCGCUGCUUACCCAACAUGGUGGGCCGGAGGUGUGACGACCCCGCCCCAGGACAUUUCCUGCGUCCCCUGGAUUACUUCCUGUAUGAGGCGGAGUUUGCUGCGCCGCUGGAUGGCAGGAGCUCUUCUUCUCUGUUGAACCCUACAGUUCUGCCGAAGUGUGAGCAGUACUUCAGGCAGCAGGGCUAUGACUUCAGGUUCAGUAACGGCCGGCUGGUGUUGGUUAGGAGCCGGAGACGCGCCCGCCGCAGGAGGCAGGGCCAGGGGAACAUUCCUCUGGAUGCCGGCUCGCCGCUGCAGCUCGUUCCCCGUCAGAGGACGGCGGACCAGCCGCUCACCUGGACCGGCCCGGGAUUCGUUCGCGCUCUGGAAGGGGCGGGGCUGAGGUUCACUGUCGAUAACCUUCCCACCUCCAUGGACUACCAGCUGGUCCUCCGCUAUGAGCCGGAGUCUCCAGGUGACUGGCUGGCCUCAGUCAGCAUCAUCCCGCUGUCACUGGGUGACGGGGGCUGCACGUCUGAUCCAACAGGAAGUAAAACUGUGAGCUUACCUGGGAAUGCCAGGGCGGCCAUAUUGGAUGAAGCAGUGUGCCUAAAUGCAGGGGGGCGAUAUUUUGUGGACGUCACCUUUAAGAAGCAGCCGGACUCCGAUCCCACCUCCAGCUCACACAUCCUCAUCGAUUCUAUGGGCUUGAUUCCCAGGAUGGAGGCGGUGCAGGACUUGUGUUCUCAGAGCGAUCUGGACUCGUUCCGCCGGUUCCGCUGCCUCGGCCUCGCUGCCUCGCUGGGCCAGGAGGCGCUGCCCGAGGUGUGUGAGGGUCUCAUCAAGAGCAUGUCAGCCCGCAUCCACAACGGAGCUGUGUCCUGCAGGUGUAACGUCCUCGGCUCCAGGGGGCCGUCCUGCAGCAAGCUGGGCGGAGUCUGUGACUGCAAGCCCAACGUGAUUGGCCGUUGCUGUGACACCUGUGCUCCGCUGAACUUCGGCUUCGGGCCAGACGGAUGCAAACCGUGUGACUGUGACCCCGGCGGCUCGGUGACGGCGCUCUGCGACCAGGUGAGCGGUCAGUGCGCAUGUCGUGACAACGUGGUGGGCCGGCGGUGCGACCGCUGCCAGCCGGGGUUGGGAUUUCCACAGUGUCGCGCCUGUGAAUGCAACGGCCUGGCGGAGCUGUGCGAUGAGGGCGGAGCCUGUCUGGACUGCAGGGGCCACGCCACAGGACGCCACUGCGACAGGUGUGUGGAGGGUUACCACGGCAACCCAGUCUCCAGGGAACCCUGUGAGCCUUGCCUCUGUCCCAACACCCAGAGCAGCGACAGGUUCUUCGCCACUUCCUGCAACAAGGACCCAGAAUCCCGCAGUCUGACCUGCAGCUGCCUGACCGGACACACAGGUCCUCGCUGUGACAGGUGCGCUCCUGGUUUCUAUGGCGACCUGUCGGUACCUGGAGCCCGCUGUGACGAGUGCGAGUGCAACAACAACAUCGACCCGGACGACCGGGCGGCCUGCGACGGCGUGACGGGACAAUGUCUCCGCUGCCUCCACAACACUCAGGGACCGCACUGCCAGAACUGCAAACCUGGUUACUAUGGCAACGCUCUGGUCCAGGACUGCAAAGAGUGCUCCUGUGACCGGCGAGGCACACAGGUUGUGCAGUGCCCCCUUGGGAGUCCAUGUUUCUGCGAUGCCAGGACGGGCCAGUGCCCCUGCAGGACGGGCGCUGUCGGUGUCCUCUGUGACGAAUGUGAUGACGGAUUCUGGAACAUCGGCGGGGCGUCGGGGUGUCAGCCGUGCAACUGCGACCCCGCCAACUCUCUCAGCAACUCAUGUGACAAGGUGACGGGACAGUGUGAGUGUCGUCCCGAGUUCGGGGGAAGGCAGUGUGACGAAUGUGGGGAAAAUCACUUUGGCAACCCGGACCUGCAGUGUGUGUCUUGUGACUGUAACCUGGAGGGGACGGAGCGCCCGGCGUGCAACCCCAACACCGGCGAGUGUUUGUGUCGAGUCGGCGUCACGGGGAUCUUCUGUGACGAGUGCGCCCCCGGGUACGACUCCCUCUUCCCGGCCUGCACGCCAUGCCACGCCUGCACCGCCCUCUGGACCCAAAACGUCACCGACGUCCAGCGCGCCGCCCAGAGGAUGCGAACGUUCAUCCCUCGCCAUGGCGACCACGUGCAGCCCGGCUACAGUCACCGCUGGCAACGGAUGCUGGAGAUGCACUCGAAGCUGGACUGGCUCGUCAACCUGACGGGACGUUCCCUCCCAAAGAUGGAGAACGUGGAGAAACUGUGUCUGAAGAUCGGGAAACUCAAAGACAGUAUUGAUCCCAAUUUGAUCAUGAUCGACUCCUCCCCCCUCCUCAACACUGAAAUCAAUGAUGUUCAUGCUGAGUUCAAGAAGCUGCUGAACAAGCUGAAAGACAAUCUGAGCAUCGAGCCACGACCUGAUGAUGAGGAUGACAGCGAAGAGCUGAUGGAUGAGAUCCAGAAGCUUCACAAGGCGUUCAUGGCGGAUGAGAAGAGGGUAAGGAACGCCAGCAGAGUCCUGGAGGCGUCCAUGGACAAACGGCAAGAAGUGAAAGCCAAACUGAGCGGCUGCAGCGGCCGAGGAGACGCGACUCAGCUCGAGAAGAAGGUGGAAGCACUGAGCGUCGCCAACCUCAACAAAAAAAUCUGUGGUGCUUCUGGCCAGGGGGGCUGCUCAGAGUGCGGGGGGGCGCUUUGUCAACUUGCCAUGGGACAGAGGAAAUGUGGAGGUCCGUCCUGCAGAGGAAGUGUCCCUGUGAGCCAAAAUGCCUCCAAGACCGCAGACGAGGUGGAGGACCAAAUCUAUGACCUUCUAAGCAAGCUGCAGGACUCCAAAAAUAAGAUCAGCAACGCGAAGCAGGAGACGGCCGAGACCAAAGAGCUUCUGCAGGAACUUCAGAGCAAAGUCGACAACAAGAAGGACGACUUCGAGAUGGAGAAAAUAAUCACCAAAAAUCUGAUAAAACAUGUGAAAGAUUUCCUGAUAGAUGAGAUGGUUCCACCGCAGGACAUCGAGAAGGUGGCGAGGGCCGUCCUCGACAUCCAGCUGCCAGGAACCGAGAGCCAGAUCCGCAACAUGAUCUCCGACAUUAGGAAGCUGCUGGCCAACGCCCCGAACCCCCAGGAGGACCUGAAGAACCUGCAGGAACAAGCCAAGACCGCCGAGGAGCUGCUGAAGAAAGCCCAGGAGCUCAGAGACAGAUCAAAGGACGUGGACGUGACGGAGAUCAACAGAGCUCUUUAUGCUGCCGAGCGAGCGCAGAGCGAGGCCAACGACGACCUGGAGGACGCCAGCCGCAACACCGACGAGGCCAGAGACCAAAUCAAAGAUAUUGUGGAGAAACUGAACAACACUGAGAAGAAUCUGGACCAAGAUUCUAAAAACCUGCUGGAUCAGAUCAAAGCCCUGAAGAACAAAACUGAGAUGAACCGAGUGCAGGCCAAGGAGGCCAAGCAGGCCGCCGACUCCGCCUCAGCGAACGCUGCAGAUGUCCAAGCGGAGGCGCAGGAAGUUCAGCGGCUCUUCGAGCAUUUUAAGGAGAAAAACUCCAACCAGACCCUGCAGGACGAGGUCAGCAGGCGCCUGCAGAACAUCACCACCGAUGCCAAGAACAUGAAGAAACAAGUAGAGGACAAACUGAGACAAAUUGAAGAUUUGGAGAAAAAGAUCCAAGACUUGAUCAGGAGCAAAGAGGAUAAGGCGAAGGAGGUCAUUGCGUUGCUGGAGAACGUGGAUUCAAUCCGGAAGGAGAUCACCAAGCGCUCAGAGAGUUACAUCUCCUGCACAUCCUAGACGACAUUUACACUUUUACUCAAAUACAUUGUCCUGUUUUUACUACGUUAUCUCCUUGUUAAUUCUAGUUGAUUCUUCACCUUAUUUUAGUGUGUAGUCCCAAAACACACACACACACACACACACACACACUAGCUUG